Sus scrofa (pig) is the source of this 2519-nucleotide messenger RNA. The record is from RefSeq and is a predicted model, not a curated record. Lineage: Eukaryota; Metazoa; Chordata; Mammalia; Artiodactyla; Suidae.
AUGCCUCCCAUCUAUCGAGGGACCGACGCAAGGAGGAUUCAGCAUCGCGCGCAGAAGGCAGCACAGCGAAGACAAAGGCGCGAACUCGCCAAGACGCGCAGAUACAAAACGCUCAUCCCAACCCCCGCCCUUUCAGUUCCAGGACGCCUGACACCUGAUCCCCGCGGCCGCGCAGCCUCUUGUCCCCAUAGUCCUCUGGCUCCCUCGGGGCCGCACAUCCUCACCCGAAGCCUUGGAGACCGGAGAAAGGCCGACCGAUGCGUUGGGAUUGCUCUGCACCCUGGACGAGCCCUGUUUUUCCUAAAUGCAGACCCCGCCCCCGCCCACCCAGCACACCGAACAGCCCGGGUGGGAGGGGCGGAGCUCGCCGGCAGAGGAAGGAGCGGCACUAAGCAAAGCGCGGUAUCACUCCGCUUCCGUGAGGCCGGAUCCCCUGAAACUCCUCCUCCGCGGCGCCCGCUGUCGGUUUUGGUUCAGUGGACGUGGCGAGACAAAGUCUGCGGAGGGAAAGGAAAGGGCAGAGGAGGGGCUGGGGCUGGCCUGAAAGUUGGAAUCAGUGGCCCUGCCAACACUAGAGCCAAGGCUAAUAUCCAAGCCAAGGCAGUGACUGAGGCAGAACUGAAGACAGGACCAGUGAUCCAGACCAAGACGGAUGGAGCAGUGGCCAGGACACAGACAGUGACCUACACUGAGGCCAUGGCUAUGACCAGGGAAGUGAGCAAGAUGGAAGCUAAAACUAAGACUAGAGUCGUGGCUGAGACUAAGUCAAAACCCCUGGUAGAACCUAGUGUAGUGUCCCAAACCAAGUCAAAGACCAUGCCUGUGUCCAAGAUCAGUGCUGUGAUCGAGUAUGAAGUCAAGGCUGGUGCUGCAAGUGAACCCAAUAUUAGAUCCUUUGCCAGGGCUGAUGAUAAAGACAAUACUCAGUCCAGGUCCCAGAGAAGGAGAGAGGCCAGCAUGAAGUUCAGGGCUGGGGAUGGAGCUGGUAUUGUAAUCGAGUCCAGUGAUGAUGAAGAAAAUGCCUGCUCUUGGUUUUGGACCGGAGAAGAGCCUAGUGUAGGAUCCUGGUUCUGGCCUGAAGAAGAGACCCCUUUUCAAGUUUAUGAGCCUCCACCUAAGAUCCCAGAAAAGCCCAAGCCCACACCCAAACCCAAACCCGAACUUACUAUAAAGCAAAAAGCUGCAGCAUGGUCAAGGGCCAGGUAUUGUGUCCUAGUUCCAAUAGAGGGAGGGGAGGGCUCCUUGCCUCCAGAAGGAAAUUGGACUCUGGUUGAGACCUUGAUUGAAACUCCUCUGGGGAUUCGGCCUCUGACCAAGAUCCCACCCUAUAAUGGGCCUUAUUUCCAGACUUUAGCUGAGAUCAAAAAACAGGUUAAGUACAGGGAAAAGUAUGGCCCCAAUCCAAAAACCUGCCGCUGCAAAUCACGUGUUUUUAGUUUAGAACCUAAGGAGUUUGAUAAACUUGUUGCCCUACUUAAGUUAACUAGGGAUCCUUUCAUUCAUCAAAUUGCUACAAUGAUAAUGGGCAUCAGUCCUGCUUAUCCAUUUACCCAAGAUAUAAUUCAUGAUGUAGGUAUUACUGUUAUGAUUGAAAACUUGGUCAAUAAUCCCAAUGUUAUAGAACACCCUAGAGCUUUAAAUAAGGUGGAUGACAACUCCGGGUCUUCUGGACAACCAAAAACAGGAGAGUUGUAUGUAAAUCAGGUUUGUAAGGAAAUAAUCUCUUCUCCCUUGAACUCCCCUGUGCAACUGGCUGGACUGAAAUUAUUAGUGCAGCUGAGUGUAAAGUUUGAGGAUCACCAUAUGAUUAUCAAUUAUAUUCCAGAUUUCCUCACCUUGUUAAACAAGGGAAGUGUCAAAACCAAGUUUUAUGUUUUGAAAGUGUUUUCUCGCUUGUCUAAAAAUCAAGCCAAUACAAGAGAACUGAUCAGUGCCAAAGUACUGUCAUCACUGGUGGCACCUUUUAACAAAAAUGAGUCAAAGGCCAAUAUCCUUAAUAUCAUUGAAAUAUUUGAGAAUAUAAACUUCCAAUUCAAAAAGAAGGUAAAGCUAUUUACCAAGGAAGAGUUCACUAAAUCUGAACUUAUUUCCAUAUUCCAGGAAGCAAAAGAGUUUGGUCAGAAACUACAAGACUUAGCAGAGCACAGUGAUCCUGAGGUGAGAGAUAAAGUUAUACGAUUAAUACUCAAACUCUGAAUAGCCGUAUGUUCUCACAAAGCCUUGAACAAUUUUUUGGUGUUGUAAUAUGAAACCAGUACAUAUUAUAAAUUCAGUAUUUAUGCUAUUUGUGUUGACUGAAGGAGCCAAUUUUAUGGAUACCAAAUGAUCUUGAGAGCUUGAAGAUUUGUUGAUUUUUAUUGUGCUAUGUAAAUUGAGAUACUUUUAGUAUUUCUGCAACAUGACCUGAUAAUUAACCUAUUCAUCCGAAUAAGCUAUACAUUCUGUGCUUUAUGUUGACAUAAGUGUAUUCGAGACUUUAUUUACAUGUUAAUAAAGUUGCAUGCUGAAACUGGUGAAAA